Messenger RNA from Cordyceps fumosorosea ARSEF 2679, 2022 nucleotides. Its product is annotated as Major facilitator superfamily domain, general substrate transporter. Gene Ontology annotation, molecular function: transmembrane transporter activity. Gene Ontology annotation, biological process: transmembrane transport. Lineage: Eukaryota; Fungi; Ascomycota; Sordariomycetes; Hypocreales; Cordycipitaceae. The record is from RefSeq and is a predicted model, not a curated record. The transcript has 3 exons. The coding region runs from base 1 to 2022 and encodes 673 amino acids.
AUGGGUCGCUCCAAACGAAGCCUGACCAACCCCGUGGGCAGCCGGUCCUCCUCCUCGGCCACCGCAACCGUCUCCCACAACCGGUCCGCCUCGACCGUCGCCGAGCGAGCGCCGCAGCUGCCCGAGAUCGACCUGGAGCCGCUUGACUUCGCCGUGCUCCGCGAGAAGCGGGCUUCCAUCGCGACCAACCCGGAGACUAACUACGGGCUUGACAUGUUCGACGUGCGCCUGUCGUACAACGCGGCGCGCCGCAGCCUGAUUCGCGACAAGGACGAGCUGCCGAUCGACUUCUCGGCGCUCGGGGAGGCGGAGGCGGUGCCGGCGGUGCCGCAGCUGCCGGCGGACUUGCGCACGCUGCACUCGUCCAAGAUGAAGGAGGUCUUGGGUAUGGAUCCGGGUGAGGAGACGGAGGUGGAGCGGGACGGGUCGUACACGCCAGAGUCGAUCCUGCGGAAAUCCGAGGCGGAGAAGGAGGAGGAGCAGGUGGUGCCAGAGUAUAUCCAUGGCUGGCGACUGGUCAGUGUCAUGGUGGCGAUUACGCUGGCGUGCUUCCUGUACCUGCUGGAUGUGUCGAUUCUUGUGACGGCGAUCCCCAAGAUUACGAGUGACUUUCACUCCCUCACAGACAUUGGCUGGUAUGGCGCCACUUAUAACCUGGCCAGCGCCGCUCUCCAACCGCUCUCGGGCAAGUUCUACACUUACUUCCACGCCAAGUGGACCUUCCUCGCCUUCUUCCUCGUCUUCGAGCUCGGCAACCUGCUCUGCGGCGUCGCCACCUCGUCGACCAUGAUCAUCAUCGGGCGCACCGUCGCCGGCGCCGGCGCCUCGGGCCUGACCAACGGCAGCUUCGCCAUCGUCACCGCCUGCGCGCCCAUGGAGAAGCGCCCGCAGCUGAUGGGCAUCCUCAUCGGCGUCUGCCAGAUGGGCCUCGUGGCCGGGCCCCUCAUCGGCGGCGCCCUCACCGAGUUCACCUCCUGGCGCUGGUGCUUCUACAUCAACCUGCCCGUCGGCGCCGUCACCGUCGUCGCCUUCCUCGUCACCGCCAUCCCGGACAAGCGCCGGUACGUGCAGAACACGGGCAAGCUGACGCUGCGCACGAUGGACGUGCCGGGCUUCGCGCUGUUCGCGCCGGCGGCGGUGAUGAUCCUGCUGGCGCUGGAGUUUGGCGGCGGCAAGUUUGCGUGGAGCUCGCCGACGAUUAUCGGCUUGUUUGUGGGCGGCGGCGUGGAGGUGGUGCUGUUCUUGCUGUGGGAGAGGCGCGCGGGGAUGACGGCGAUGAUCCCGCUACCGAUCAUCGGGAAGCGCGAGGUGUGGACGGCGUGCGUGGCGAGCAUGUUCAUGUUCUCGACGAUGCUGGGCGCCGGGUACUACCUGCCGGUGUACUUCCAGACGGUGCGGGGGAUGUCGCCGCUACGCAGCGGCGUGUCGAUGCUGCCGGCCAUCGUGACGCAGCUGGUCGCCACGGUCGUCUGCGGCGGCGUCGUCCAGCGCGUCGGCUACUACCUGCCCUUCAUGGUGGUCAGCGCCGUCAUCAUCGCCGUCGCCAACGGCCUGCUGUCCACCUGGGGGCCGCACACCGGCACGCUCACCUGGGCCGGGUACCAGGUGCUGCUCGGCGUCGGCCGCGGCAUGGCCUUUCAGAUGCCCGUCAUCGCCAUCCAGGCGCACACGCCGCCGGCGCUGGCCUCCGUCGCCACGGCCACCAUGGUUCUGUUCCAGACCUUCUUCGGCUCCGUCUUCCUCGCCAUCAUCAACACGCUCUUCAACACCAAGCUGAAGCAGGAGCUGAACCGCCGCCUGCCGGAGAUUGGCGCGGACAAGAUCAUCAACGCCGGCGCGGCGGACAUCAAGAGCGUCGUCUCGGCGGACAAGAUCGCGCAGGUCCUCGAGGCGUACUCGCUGGGCGUCAACGAGGUGUUUUACGCCAUUGCGGCCAUUUGCGUGUGCAUGUUCAUUUUUUCGUGGGGCACCGGUUGGACCGACAUUCGCAGGAAGCCGGAGCCGGAAAAGGGCCAGGUUUGA